UUGAGAUUGGAAAUGUCGUCACAGCAUCAAGACUUGGAGAUCCUUCUUCUGGAAGCUGGUCACAAUCAAGAUUUAACAGAAUCUUGUGUCAAUGAAAUCAUUGGCUCCCAUGAUGGAAAUCUUCACAGCUGCGCUAAUGCUCUCUUCAAGGGAGACUUUGAGCAGAUGCUUUUGGGAGGUGUUGCUAUGGCAAUAUUGGGUUCCGAGGAGGAAGAUCUUGGUGAUUCCUCAGAUUUCACAGAGUUCAUCCAGAAACGGAUCGAGUUAUGCCUGCAGAAAAAUGAUCCAAAAGAAGACAACUCAAGUGAGUUGUGCGUGAUGUUGGUUGGUGUCGCCUGCUUACAGCUGUUCAUCCAGAGCAACUGGACAGGGCCUCCGUGCCAAGUCACCCCUGCAGAGGUCUUACCCAGGAGUCUCUGCCAAGAGACAAAUUUUAAAGAAUUUCACGAACUUACCUUGUCGACCCUGAGUCCCGAUGAUACGUCCGUCUAUCGGUUGGUCACUCAUCCAGAGUUUCUGCUGAUGGCACAUUGCAUCCUGGGUAAAUGCAAAGCUUAUCUCCCCACUUGUCUGACGGCUGAUUGGUGGAAUUUGAGGUGUCUAUGGAUACAGCAACAAGUACUGGAUGAGAGAUCUCCGCAUAUUCACAAGGAGGUUCACAAAUUAAUGGAAUCAAUAAGCAACAAUGAAGUUCUAAUGUCAAGGGUAAAGUGCAAUGACCUUCCCCUUAUCUUCCACCUGGAAUGUUGCCACAUCUGUCAGUAUUACUAUGAGUACACAGCGGCCAGGGAACACCUCCGUAUUGCCAAGGAGACUGCAGGACUAGAGGCCAGUCUAGCAGGUGCCUUGGGGAAGAGAACCCGCUUCCAACAGACAGACAAAGCACAACUCUUCCUCAGAGUGCAGCAUAAGACAGAGGCUGAAGAUUCAUCCACAAAUGUGUCAAGAGAAGAAAGCCAUUCAGUGAAGGGUAUGCCAAAGGAUCUUGACCUAAAUGAUGAUACGAUUCUUGAUGCCAUCAAAUUCAAAGAUUUAGAAGAGGACCAAAUCCCAAGGUUGUCCAGUGCCGAGCAAGCAUUGAUACUUGCCCUGUGCAUUGAACACAAGAGAAGUAGACCAAAAGAGGAACUCCUGUGGGAGGAACUGAAGGCGUACAUCGUGGCUGCACUGACACAUCCUAAGGUAUGGUGUGUUCAAACACUAGCGCUGAUGACAAGAUGUCAGUUGGAGAAAGACCGAGGGAGGACAGUGGAAAGAGCCAUGAUGCAAAUGCAGUUACUGGUGGACCAGUUUCGGGAGACAGAAUGCCCAGUGAUUGACAGGUUUGAAUUGCUACACGCUGUGUGCCUUCCACCCAAAUGGACAAUGGAGAGUGAGCUGGCUAGCCUGUUAAUGAGUCUUGGUGUUAUAACGGCUGCCUUGGAGGUCUAUGCCAGGCUAGAACUGUGGGAGGACGUCAUUAACUGCUACCGACGCCUAGAAAAACCAGAAAAGGCCAUGAAGGUAAUCCGAGACCAGCUGGCCAUCAAAGAGACCCCAACUCUCUGGUGUCUCCUGGGAGAUUUCAAGAAGGAUAAGCAGUACUACGAGAAGGCUUGGGAGGUGUCUGGCCAACGGAAUGCAAGGGCCAUGCGAUCUCUAGGUCUGUACUACUUAGAGGAAGAGAACUGGGCAAAAAGCAUCGAGUGUCUGGAGAUCUCACUUCAGAAAAACCCAGUCCAGUACCAUGCCUGGUUCUGGCUUGGCUAUUCAGCCACUAAGGCCCAAGAUUAUGAAACGGCUGCAAGAGCAUACAGGAGAUGCGUCAGCUUGGAGAGUGAUAACGGUAAGGCAUGGAAUAACUUAUCAUCUGCCUACAUUGAACUCAAACAAAAACCAAGAGCGUUUAAGACUCUCCAAGAAGCCAUCAGGUGUCUCUAUGAAAACUGGCAGAUUUGGGAGAAUUACAUGUUGGUGAGUGUCGACAUCGGCGAGUUCAGUGAGGCAAUCAAAGCAUUCCACAGACUGAUGGAUUUGAAGGAGAAGUACCUGGAUGAGGAGGUGUUAGGAAUCCUGGUCAAUGCAGUUACUGGAGACAUUGUGGAUGCUGAUGGAAACAAAGCUAGUCUUCUCAAAGGAAAAUUGGUAGAGCUAUUCGGGAGGCUGACGUCCCAAGUGACAACUAACGCCCUUGUGUGGAAACUGUAUGCUAAACUCCACGGGAACGCCACGACGGACAACUUAGAAAAUAAUGAUAAGGCACUACAGUGUCUACAGAAGGCCCAUCGUCUACAGACACAGAGAGGUGACUGGAGUAGUGAACCUCAGUCAUGUCAAGAUAUCCUAGAACAGUCGAUACAGCUAGCUCAAGCCUACGAGAGGUGUAGCAGCAGUAAGACCAACUCUACAGAGGCUGUCCAGCUACUGUCAUCAGCCAAACUAAUGCUGAAAUCAGUCAUCAGUAAAACGAAGCAACAGCAUCCAGAGGAAUCACCGACCAGGAACGACCUGGCUGAGCGGUUGGCCUCGGCAGAGAGUGAACUACAGACGGUAGUCGAUAUGAUUACACAGAGAAAGGAAUAAGUGGAAUAACUUGAUUGUUGCUGACUUACUUGGUGUAUGGGCUCCGUGCACAAGUAACCCUUCAACGGCCAGAACAGGAGAGUUGGGCGAGACCUCUUCUUCCAAGUUCUGCACCAACUUCAUAAUGUUGAAGACUAAGGCACAUUAACCCUUACUCUCUGAGG
Patiria miniata (bat star) is the source of this 2726-nucleotide messenger RNA. It is a transcript of the gene ttc27, whose product is annotated as tetratricopeptide repeat protein 27-like. The transcript has 21 exons. The annotation marks the transcript as partial. The record is from RefSeq and is a predicted model, not a curated record. Gene Ontology annotation, molecular function: protein binding. Lineage: Eukaryota; Metazoa; Echinodermata; Asteroidea; Valvatida; Asterinidae.